AUGCACAGCAACCGUUCCACGUUGGGUUCGACUCGGGCUCUCUCUCUGAGCACUGAGCAUAUGAAUAAGGAGCCCUCAUUGAUCGCUAUUCCUCCUCCAAUGUCCAACCUUCCAUACGAUCCUCCCCACCUGUCAAGAUGGCAACAAGCGCCUCAAAGAUUUCAGGGGGGCAAUAAUUCUCGCUCCGGCAGCGCUGUCGCCUCUCGAAUCGAUGCCUUACAGCAACACCAGUCCACCGCUAAGUCUGCUACUCUCAACGACCAGUUUCGCGCCCUCACUCUGCACCCCAGAAACCACUGUGAUCCCCAUCGGGCGUCCACAAUUCGGCCAGGAAUCAUAGACACAAACACUUAUGAACUCUCAGACGAUCUGCGCGCAAAGGAGGUGGACCUAAUGGAACGCUGCUAUGGAGGGAGGUUGAGAGCUCAACGCGCUGCCCGCAUUAUUCAGCGCAAGUAUCGCGAGUAUCGUAUGCGUGCCCAGUACGCUCAACUGAGAUCAGACCGACGGCUGACCAACCGACUGACCAACGGACUGAAUAGCUACUACCCUGAGGAUCAGCGUGAAGCACAACACUUGGCAAGUAUGGAGGAUCUCGUAAUUGAUCGAGCCUAUCUGGACUGGGAAAGUGAGGCUGCGGGUAGUCCAGGAGGUGGCUCCAUUCCCGACCUCACAGUAGAGGCGAAGGGCAGUCGCUCGUCUGCUCCAUCAGGAACAACUGAGUCACCUGAGUCUGGUGAGGUUUCAUCGCACUCCUGUUCCAAUCUAACUGCACCGAAGGGCCACCACCCACCGCAACCUUCCAGUCCUGGGACAGGAACCGGUUCUACCUCUGGUUUUGUCUCUUCCCCAGGGUCGUGUUCCUCUGGCUCUUUGCCGACCGAAAAUGCACCAUCUAAUGCGCAAGUCACAAGACAGCCAUCGGAGCACCAGACUCAACAGUCGCUUGUGUAUUAUGUCGUGGAUAGGGGGGAGGAACAACGCGUGCAUCAGCAAGCUCAACAACUUUAUGUAGCAGUUCCCGUAAGAUCGGACCAACAGUACAUUAAUAUAGCACCUCAACAUCAGUCCCAGCAACAGCAACGAUACCUGACUCAACCAGCAACAGCGGCUGCAGUGCUAGUUCGUCGCUGCAGCACAGGUUCGAACUCGGUGCAGGCACCUGUAUGGUGCACUCCCGAUGGGAAGAUGUAUACUCUGGCCUAUGCAGAACAACCGGCGACGACCCUGGUUGUCUCGCCUCCCUCUCGUCAGCCAAUAGUCGUAGCUCCGAUUCGAAGGGAGGGCAAUGGUGGGGCUUUGGGGAAUUCGCCGGUUCUCUUGCAGCUCCAUCAUCACUCUGCUGCCCCUUCUGCUGGUGUUGCUUCGGCGGCCAAUGUAGUGCCGGUGAGUUCGAGAACUCCUGUCACUAGUGCGGCGGUUGCAGACAGGUGCCGAAAACGCCUCUACCGAGUAUGCUUGAACUAUUUCAACAAGUCGCCGGUGAAGGGUAUGGACAUGCUAAUUAGGUUCCGGUUUCUUGAAGCAUCUCCGCGUCAGAUAGCACGUUUCUUGCACAUCCGCAGGGGAUUGGCUCGUACUGCGAUUGGGGAGUACUUGGGAGAAAUGAAACAUGAUCUGUGUGUUGCAACGGCUCGCCAAUUCAUCAGGCAAGUGGACUUUCGGGAGAAGGAGAUUGACGAAGCGUUGAGGCUCAUGAUGUCACUGUUCCGCACUCCCGGAGAGUCGCAGAAGAUAGUGCAUCUCAUGACAGCCUUUCAAUUAGCCUACGUAGAGCAGAACUCGGCUCGUGUGAAGGCGCAGUUCCGCAACCCUGAGUCGGUGAUGAUCCUCGCUUACGCCAUCAUCAUGCUUCACACCGACAUGUACAGCCCCAAUGUGCGACCUGGCUCUAAAAUGACUCGGGAGGACUUUGUUAACAACCUCCGUGGCAUUGAUGACGGUGAAGACCUGGAUAGGAACCUGUUGCUGGCCAUAUUUGAUCGAAUGCAGGCCGGCGAGAUGCUGGUGGCACCGGACCACACGGAUCAGGUUCGUCGUGUUCACCGCCUUCUCACUGGACCCCUGCGACCUACCAAUCUUGUCCUGCCUCAGCGUCGUCUAGUCUGCUACUGCCGUCUCUAUGAGGUCCCAGACAAGACAAAACGUGAUCGAAGUGGACCACAUCAACGGGACGUUUUCCUCUUCAACGAUCUCCUCCUAGUGACUAAAGCUAUCCGCAAGCGUAGGAAGGAGUCAUCCUCAUCCUCCAACGCCACCACAACCUAUCAGGUGCGCGCCUGUAUAACCCUGUUGGGAAUCCGAGUCACCACCUUCGAGACAUCGCAUUACGAGAAUGGCUUCUCGCUUUAUCACUUGGAUCAGUCCAGCACCGCUCUAAACAGUGACAGUGACGAAAAGAAGAAGGGCUCGGCGUCAUUGUCAUCAGCAUCAGCGAAGCGUACUGGCAGUCAAAAGAUUGCCAGUGAAUCAUCACGUGGUACUCCGGUGAUUAGUUUUAAUGCAAAAACACAGUCGGAUAAACUACGGCUUCUGGAGGACAUUCAGGAGUGCAUAACAGAAACGUUGGAAAUGGACCGGAUUCGACUGGAUGACGUGCUCUGCAAGCAAACUUCUAUCCCAAAACCCCAGGAUGCUGCUGCGAUCAACUACGGCCUACCACAGGCGACAGUGACAGUAGCGCCCAUGCCUCACUCCCGCCACACCAGAGGUGGCUGUUACCAGUCUCAUUUGAGUGCUGACACCACCCCUGUGGGUCUGCUUGCCUCCACUCGCGGCACUGGUGUCUGUGCGCCCGACUACCACAACCAUCAACCCCAGCAAAACCACCACGUGCCCGCCUUGCAGCGGCCAAGGGCCUAUGUCUAUCGCUCGCACGAGCAGUCUCGCUGA
Molecule: messenger RNA, 2892 nt
Organism: Hydatigera taeniaeformis
Lineage: Eukaryota; Metazoa; Platyhelminthes; Cestoda; Cyclophyllidea; Taeniidae
Source: the annotation of a GenBank genome assembly